Molecule: messenger RNA, 441 nt
Organism: Dermacentor silvarum
Lineage: Eukaryota; Metazoa; Arthropoda; Arachnida; Ixodida; Ixodidae
Exons: 3
Coding region: 1-441 (146 amino acids)
Source: RefSeq, a predicted model, not a curated record
AUGGGCGGAGGGCAUGUGCAGUGCACGGCACAAGGGGCUGGCCACUCGGAAUACGCGGAGAGCGUGGCAAGCUCCGAAGAGGACGGUGACCCGUGGGACGCGUACACGUCUCUCCCCACCGUCCGCAUGAUACACAAGGGCGGGCUACUACCACCAGUGCUUGCGCACGCCACCCCGCAUAAUUUGUCCGAAGACGAGUCACUGGAGCCUGUCACCAUAUGCGGACCAGGUUGGCACGCGCCCCUCGACAAGCGCCCAUCCAGGGGACAGCGUACUCUAGAACAAAAAACUCAGAUGUCCUUUCCUGGAGUGCAGUUCUUCUUUGGCAACGUGGUGCCACCCAAUUUGGCCUCAGGGUCAUUGGCUGAUCAAGGAGACUUCGACAACUUCAAAAGCAACAAGCCGAGCGAGGAUGACGAUGCUCCUUUCAUAGUUUCGUAG